AAAGGCUUCUCCAUCCACCGCCCACACUUGAGCACAAAACCAUCCGAGCACAAGCCCCUUGCCAUUCACUCCCUAGCGAAGUCCUCGAGGGUGGGAGAGCGGCUGGUGGCGGGGGUGGCGGGGGGCAGGAUUGGGGACUGAAGACUCCAUGCCAACGCAAAAUACUCUGCCAGAAGCUUCGAAGUACAGCAGUUUCCCAGGACCAUGCCCAUGCUCAGUUUCCCCUCGUUCCCAGUCUCUUUGCCCAGUUUCGGCUGGAACCUGGAAUGAUCUGAGGACGAAUGAGGUGGCAGCUGUUGGCGCACGGAUCGCGGAAUUUAUAAACAUUUGACCUUACUCAAAAUGUGCAAAGAAGAAUAAUGGAAGCCCCUGAAUACCUUGAUUUGGAUGAAAUUGACUUCAGUGACGACAUAUCUUACUCAGUCACAUCACUCAAGACCAUCCCAGAACUGUGCCGAAGAUGUGAUUCGCAAAACGAAGACAGAUCAGUUUCUAGCUCAAGCUGGAAUUGCAGUGUCUCAACUCUUAUUACAAACACGCAAAAGCCCACAGGAAUCGCUGAUGUAUACAGUAAGUUCCGCCCAGUGAAGCGAGUUUCCCCCCUGAAACAUCAGCCAGAGACUCUGGACAACAAUGAAAACGAUGAGCAAAAGGACCAGAAGGCAGAGUACCAGAAAGGAGGUGAUGCCGACCCAGGCCCCCAAGCCGAAGAGCUCAGCCCCGGAGAUAGAGAGGGCGGCCCCCCGAGUAAGAUCGCGGAGCCGAGUGCACUGCUGGGCGAACUGGAGCAUUAUGACCUCGACAUGGAUGAGAUUCUGGAUGUGCCUUACAUUAAAUCCAGCCAACAGCUUGCCUCUUUCACUAAGGUGACUUCAGAAAAAAGGAUUUUGGGUUUAUGCACGACCAUCAAUGGCCUCUCUGGCAAAGGCUGCUCUGCAGGCAGUGCUGAGAACCCGCCGUCCAACAUGACGCCGUUUUGUGUGCUUUCUCCCGUGAAAAGCCCUCACUUGAGAAAAACGGCAUCUGUCCUUCGAGACCAGCAAAAGCUCUCCACUGAAGACUCUGAGGGCUCGCCCCCUCUGGUUAAAUGUGGCUCUGAAAACCAGAGUAAGGACUUCCUGACCAAGACCUUCACUGAUGCCCAGAGUCGGAAAGGUGAGAAGCCAGCACCAGACUGCCAGCUCAGGGCCUUCCACCUGCAGUCCUCGGCGGCAGAACCCAAACUGGAGGAGCAGAUCGGUGGCAUGAACUGGACCAGCUCCCAAGGCCCAGAAGAAAGGAGUGAGUAUCUGAAGAAGGUGAAAAGCAUCUUGAACAUCGUUAAAGAAGGACAAAUCUCUCUCCUGCCACACCUAGCUGCCGACAAUCUAGACAAGAUUCACGACGAAAGUGGAAACAAUCUCUUACACAUUGCCGCAUCGCAGGGCCACGCAGAAUGUCUCCAGCACCUCACUUCUUUGAUGGGAGAAGAUUGCCUCAAUGAGCGGAACUCCGAGAAGUUGACUCCAGCGGGUCUCGCCAUCAAGAAUGGUCAGUUAGAGUGCGUACGCUGGAUGGUGAGCGAAACGGAAGCCAUUGCAGAGCUGAGUUGCUCUAAGGAUUUUCCAAGCCUUAUUCAUUACGCAGGGUGCUUCGGCCAGGAAAAGAUUCUUCUGUGGCUUCUUCAGUUCAUGCAAGAACAGGGCAUCUCACUGGAUGAAGUGGACCAGGAUGGCAACAGCGCCGUGCACGUGGCCUCACAGCACGGCUACCUUGGGUGCAUACAGACCUUGGUUGAAUAUGGAGCAAAUGUCACCAUGCAGAACCACGCCGGGGACAAGCCCUCCCAGAGUGCCGAGCGUCACGGGCACACCCUGUGCUCCCGGUACCUGGUGGUGGUGGAGACCUGCAUGUCACUGGCCUCUCAGGUGGUGAAGUUAACCAAGCAGCUAAAGGAGCAGACAGUGGAACGCGUCACGCUACAGAACCAGCUCCAACAGCUUCUAGAAGCCCAGAAAUCUGAGGGCAAGUCACUCUUUUCUUCGUCCAGUUCACCAUCCUCCCCAGCUCCCAGAAAGUCCCAAUGGAAAUCCCCAGAUACAGAUGAUGAGUCUGUAGCCAAAAGCAAACCUGGCAUCCAAGAGGGGAUGCAGGUCCUUGGAAGCCUGUCAGCAUCCAGCCGGACUAGGACUAAAGCAAAAGAUGAAGAUUCUGAUAAAAUCCUUCGCCAGUUAUUGGGGAAAGAUAUCUCAGAGAAUGUCUGCACCCAGGAAAAGCUGUCCUUGGAAUUCCAGGAUACUCAGGCUUCCUCUAGAAAUUCCAAAAAGAUCCCUCUGGAGAAGAGGGAGCUGAAGUUAGCCAGGCUGAGGCAGCUGAUGCAGCGGUCACUGAGUGAGUCUGACACAGACUCCAACAACUCCGAGGACCCCAAGAGCACACCCAUGAGAAAGGCCGAUCGGCCCAGACCACAGCCCAUCGUCGAAAGUGUGGAGGCCAUGGACAGCGCAGAAAGCUUACACUUGAUGAUAAAGAAACACACCUUGGCUUCAGGACGCAGGUUUCCUUUUGGUAUCAAGGCCUCCAAAUCUCUGGAUGGCCAUAGCCCAUCACCCACCUCAGAGAGCAGCGAACCCGACUUGGAAUCCCAGAGUCCAGGCUCAGGAACCACGCCCCCGAACCAGCCCUCUGGAGACCCCACUCAGCCCAGCCCUGACAGCACGGUAGCCCAGAAAGUGGCCACGAGUCCCAAGAGUGCCCUCAAAUCUCCAUCUUCCAAGCGCCGGACAUCUCAGAACUUGAAACUCAGAGUUACCUUUGAGGAGCCUGUGGUGCAGAUGGAGCAAACUAGCCUCGAAGUAAAUGGAGAGAAGGACAGAGAUAAGAACAGGACCCCCCAGCGGACCUCCAUGAGCAAUGAAUCAGGGGAUCAACUAAAAAGGCCUUUUGGAACCUUCCGAUCCAUCAUGGAGACACUAAGCGGCAACCAGAACAAUAACAAUAACUAUCAGGCGGUCAGCCAGCUGAAGACCUCCACACUGCCCUUAACCUCACUUGGAAGAAAGACAGCAGACGCCAAGGGAAAUCCUAUGAUCUCUGCUAGCAAAGGAAAAAAUAAGGCGGAGAUGUCCAGCAGCUGCAUCAACCUUUCCUCUAACACGCUGAUUGGAGAGCAUCUGCGUAACUGUGCACGGCAUAAUGACAUCAAUAGAAAAACGAAGAAAUCCUACAGCAUAAAGCACAUUGCUGAGCCAGAAUCAAAAGAACUCUUCUUGUAAAUCACCUUUUUAUUAUCUUUCAUUGCUGCCCUUUGGACACCUCUGGAAAUUUCUGGACGAUCCUCUGUGGAAAUAAAACCAUGAGAACAAUGCCUCACCAGCAGAAUAACAGAAUAUCAGGAUGCCUUAAAUUUAUAGUAGUAGACUAUCUAACACACAUUUUUGGGUGAUACUUGUAUAUAUACCUGGUUUUUAAAGAGAUGCUGUUUAAAAGCACGACUGAGCAAAUGUAUGUUUUCUAAGAUUGUAUCGAUUCAACCUACCCACAGGACAGUCACCGAGCAACUGAUGCCAUUUCGUAGUUCAUCAACUGCAUGAGAGUUGGCUGAUGUUGACUGAACUUCCCUUUCCCCGUAUCUGGGCAGUUUGGGCUUGGCAUCUCAAUGAGACCAGGCCAGCGUGUUGUUUUCUGUCAAGAAUGUUUUUCAGUCCUUUCUACUUUUUGUAUAAAGGAAAUAAAACCAUGUUAAUAGCCACCUAUAAGCUUGGAACACCUACUUUCUAAUAAAUCUGUGAUGUUCUGAUUUCUAAGGGA
Molecule: messenger RNA, 3789 nt
Organism: Phyllostomus discolor (pale spear-nosed bat)
Lineage: Eukaryota; Metazoa; Chordata; Mammalia; Chiroptera; Phyllostomidae
Gene: SNCAIP
Product: synuclein alpha interacting protein
Exons: 12
Coding region: 360-3254 (964 amino acids)
Molecular function (GO): ubiquitin protein ligase binding
Source: RefSeq, a predicted model, not a curated record